GGAUUGUUGAGCUAAUCCAUUGAAGGAACUCACCUGAUCCCAUCCUUUCUGUUCGAACUUUUCUUCGUGCAUGUCGCUGCAAUAACACCCGCUCUCGACCGCCAUGUCGGUUGACGAGCGGCCCUAUUCGCCUUCCUUACCAUGGCGAAUCACAUCAGCAGCAGCCUUCGGCGCCGUGGGUUUCUUGAGCCGAAGCUUUCUCUUUCUUUUGAAUAAAACCGAAGUACGUGGUCUUGAUCGUUUGGUGGAAAUCCUCGAUGCUAGAAAAGAUGAGAGGCAAAGAGAGCGUGGUUUGAUUACAGUAUCUAACCAUGUGAGCGUACUUGACGAUCCCAUGGUCUGGGGCGUAUUACCAUAUCGAUAUAUCUGGGAUCCGAACAAUAUGCGAUGGUCGUUGGGAUCUUACGACAUCUGUUUCAAGAAUGGACUCAUGUCUGCUUUCUUCUCUUAUGGCAACACCUUACCCACACAUCGCGCCGCAUACUCGAAGUUUGGCGGUCUCUUCCAACCAACAAUGACACAGUGCAUAAGGCUUCUCAGCGACCCUCACAGCACCAACGACCACAACACAGACGGGAAAGAAGCCUACCGGACAUCUACAUCAAGCUUCGCCGCGACCGACCCAUUCUCCUCCGCAGAACUGACCUACUCCACAAACGGCCUGGACUCCUUCCCAGCACCAUCAUCCUACCCUUCAAGACGCUUCUCUUGGAUCCACAUCUUCCCCGAAGGCAUGAUCCAUCAACACCCAGAUAAAGUGAUGCGGUACUUCAAAUGGGGCGUAGCACGCCUCAUCUUAGAAUCCGAACCAUGCCCGGACGUCUUACCAAUGUGGAUCGACGGACCCCAACAGGUCAUGGACAAUAAUCGAGGAUUCCCUCGUCCUCUCCCAAGAAUCGGACGAGAGAUCAAAGUCACAUUCGGCGAGCUGGUAGAUUCAGAAAAGGUCUUUGAGCCGUUUCGACAGAAGUGGCAGGAAUUGAAGCAGAGGGCUAGACGGAAACGAGAACGAGUUUUGGAGAUGGGGAAGUUGGGCGUGGAUGUGGAUGAGAAAGAGGAAGUAGGUGUUCUCAAUGAUGAUGAAUUGAAGUAUGGCAAAGAAGCGGAACAACUUCGUAUCGACCUCACGCUAGCUGUGCGGAAUGAGGUCCUCAAAGUUCGGAGGUCUUGUGGUUUACCGGACGAAGACCCGAAGAGGACUCUCGCGGAUAGCUUUAGAGAAGAGGGCACUUUCGGGCGAGAUGGAUUGAAGAAGGAUGGAAGUUCUAUCAAGCAAGGAUGAGUCGAGAUAAACGACAACUGUCACCCACCGACCAAGUAGUUUAAGAUCAAGUCCGAGCGCACGUGAAGAGGCCAAACUAUCAACGCACGUGUCAAUUAUCUGGACUACACUGGUGAUGCUAAGGCUGCUCGAACGCUUUCUGCGCUUUGUGCAGGGGCGCAAAGAACGGCGCAUGAAAACACCGAAAUCAUGCCCGAUGGGGGCAUAUUGAUUAUCUCAGUAGCCGAGAUUCUGAAGGCAAAACAAGGAAGCGAACGAAGACUCGUGACAUU
Messenger RNA from Pseudocercospora fijiensis CIRAD86, 1554 nucleotides. RefSeq lists its product as uncharacterized. Lineage: Eukaryota; Fungi; Ascomycota; Dothideomycetes; Mycosphaerellales; Mycosphaerellaceae. The record is from RefSeq and is a predicted model, not a curated record. The transcript has 4 exons. Gene Ontology annotation, cellular component: mitochondrial membrane. Gene Ontology annotation, molecular function: 1-acylglycerophosphocholine O-acyltransferase activity. Gene Ontology annotation, biological process: cardiolipin acyl-chain remodeling; inner mitochondrial membrane organization. The coding region runs from base 104 to 1282 and encodes 392 amino acids.